Molecule: messenger RNA, 5125 nt
Organism: Manis javanica (Malayan pangolin)
Lineage: Eukaryota; Metazoa; Chordata; Mammalia; Pholidota; Manidae
Source: RefSeq, a predicted model, not a curated record
UGCCUGCUUUAGAGUUGCACUGAAAAACCUCUACUAGAGUUGGUCUUGUUUUGAGGAUAGAAAAUGCAAAGAUGACUUUUGGGGUUUCAUGCCCUGUCCCUCCAGGGCUGACAAUACGAGGGGUCAGAAUUACAAGAUGUCCCUGGCUGUGCCUGAAGAGUCUGGAAAAAUCCCCAGUCCUGUUUUAUGAUACUCAUUGAGAAUUACUGUCUCAGCUUUAGAGAUUCAGUCCUCCAAGUAAAGACCUGGACUUCCAGGGUCAGGAAGUCCUCUAGCACCUCGUUCUGAAUAAAUUACCUCUUUGCUAUCCAGGAGUGACUGGGCAAUUUCCCUUGGGGAUUUCCUUCUAGAGACCAGAAACAAACUAGUCCCAGGAAGUAGAGCUGCUUACAGGGAGCAGUGUCUCUUGAGCUUGGCAUACUGGCAGAGAAUUUAAACAGGUGCCCAGGAAAUGGGGCAGGGGGAAUGCGUAUGAGGUAGUUAGAGCAGGUAGACAGGACGUGGAGCACCAUUAAUUUUGGGAAAGGGACCGUAAAACUGAGGGUCCAAGUCACUUCCAGAGAUGGUAACCACUUGAUUUCCUAAGGUCCCUACCCUUUGGUUAAUUUUUUCUAUGCGGAGAAUAUAGUGAUUAAUGGACAGAGAGGGGUUAAAGAUCGCUCACUGACCCGAUUUUCCCGCUGAGGACAGAAUUUCCAAUGGAGCACGCACCCAGGGAGGUGGAGCAGAUGGGCAAGAGCGGACAAAGGGCAAAGACAGGCGGCAUGCACCUCUUCCCAAGCUUCUGCCUGUUCUGGCAGCCAGUGCCCUGCCUGUUCUGGCAGCGCGUGUGUGUCCCCUGGGCUCAGGUUCCUUGCAGGGCGCGGGGCGCUGGGAGCAGGGCGCGCAGCGCGGAACUGGGCUCCGUGCUGCACGGGAGCGAGCAUGGCGGGGCCGCGGGCGCUGCUUCUUCUGGGCUUCCUUGUGCCUGGGCUCCUGCUCUCAGAAGCAGCCAAAAUCUUGACUCUCUCUUUUGUGGUUCCUAUAUGGAUUAAAAUGUGAGCAAGAGGUGUUGGAAAGUUGGACUGCAUAUAUCUCCUGUGACAUCAGACUUGCAAGUCUAGGUGGAAGCCAUUAUCUGCUGAUGAACCAGGUGUCUGAGAUCCUUCAAGCUCAUGGCCAUAAUGUCACCAUGCUUCUCCAGGGAGGAAACUCCCUGAUACAGGAUUUUAAAGAGAUGAAAAAAUCAUACCAAGUUAUCUCUUGGCUUCCACCUGAAGAUUUUAACAAAGGACUUAAGGAGGUUUUUAAAUUUCACAUGGAUGAAGCUUUGGAAGGCAGAUUUCUAUUUGAACACUUAUUAAAACUUAUGGAACAAUUGGGGCUUCAGUGCAGUCAUUUCCUAAGGAGAACGGAUAUCAUGGAUGUCUUGAAGAAUGAGAACUUCGACCUGGUGAUAGUUGAAAAUUUUGAGUACUGUCCUUACUUGGUUGCUGAGAAACUUGGAAAGCCGUUUGUGUCCAUUCUCCCCUCCUCUUUUGGCUUUGAGAUGUUUGGAUUACCGAGCCCCCUGUCUUAUGUGCCGGUACUCUUCUCCAUGCUAACUGACCACAUGGGCUUCUGGGGUCGAGUAAAGAAUUUUCUGAUGUUCUUAGAUUUCUCCAAGAAAAAAUGGCAAAUGUACUCUACGUUUGACAACACCAUCAAGGAGCAUUUUCCUGAAGGCUCUAGGCCAGUUGUGUCUCAUCUUCUGAAGAAAGCAGAGCUGUGGUUUGUUAACUCUGACUUUGCCUUUGAAUUUGCUCAGCCCCUGCUUCCCAACACUGUGUAUGUCGGAGGCUUAAUGUCCAAACCUGUUAAACCAGUACCACCAGAAUUUGAGGAUUUCAUUGCCAAGUUUGGUGACUCCGGCUUUGUCCUGGUGGCGCUGGGCUCCUCGGUGAGAGUCUUUCAGUCCCCGGAAAUUCUCAAGGAGAUGAACAAUGCCUUUGCCCAGCUCUCUCAAGGGGUGAUAUGGAAGUGUAACCCUUCUUUUUGGCCCAAAGACAUCCAAUUGGCAGCAAAUGUGAAGAUUGUGGGCUGGCUUCCCCAGAAUGACAUCCUUGCUCACCCUCGCAUACGUCUUUUUGUCACCCAUGGAGGAAUAAAUAGCAUAAUGGAGGCCAUCCAACAUGGCGUGCCCAUGGUGGGGAUUUCCCUGUUUGGAGACCAGCCUGAAAACCUGCUCCGAGUAGAAACUAAACAUUUAGGUGUCUCUGUCCAGUUAAAGCAGUUGAAGUCUGACACACUGGCUCUGAAGAUGAAGCAAGUCAUAGAGGACAAGAGGUACAAAUCAGCAGCGGUGGCCGCCAGCAUCAUCAGGCGCUCCCACCCCCUGACCCCUGCCCAGCGGCUGGUGGGCUGGAUCGACCACAUCCUCCAGACAGGGGGUGCAGCGCACCUCAAGCCCUACGCCUUGCAGCAGCCGUGGCAUGAGCAGUACCUGCUAGACGUCUUCUUGUUCCUGCUGCUGGUCACCCUGGUCGCCGCGUGGCUCUGUGGGAAGCUGCUGGGCAUGGUGGCCAGGUGGCUGUGUGGGGCCAGGAAGCUGAAGGAGGCCUGAGGCCAUAUGUGGCUCACCAUUUCUCAUGAACCUCCCUCCUGUUCUGGCCACCCUUGUUCUCCACAUCAUAGCCGUUUGCUCUUUUUGCUACAAAUCCCUGCCUGCUGGCUUUGAAAUUCUUUAUUCAGCACUUGUGGAGUUUUUUAUUUUCCAGUUAACAAGGGCUAUUGUGUGACUCAGCCCUUGAGUCAUUUGGACCAGUGUCCCUGAGAGCUAAAGCCUGGAAGCCCGCCUUCCCUGGCAUGGCCCUCUGGGAGGCCCUGAGCCUGAACAUCCCAGCCUCCAUGGCCAGGAUCUUCUCAGCCUCUUUCCCUCAUCCUGCCUCCACCCCUUGUCAUGGAAUGACUCCUAAGACAGGUGCUUUGCUAAUACUUCUCUGUUCUUUUUGCUUCUCUGCCAACUCUCCUCAAAGCUCGGGAAGCUACACGUAUCCUUUUGACAAGGAAAGUAAGUUUUCACACUGUUAUCUUCUCCCUCUCCCUGGCGAAGAGACUUCUGUCCGCAUGCCUGGAAUUCUUCCAUAUUGCCACUAACAGCUGUUAGGGAAAGUGGGAAGGUCUCUGCAUUGCAGCUGGUAAGGACUCAGAGACCUGGGAGUGGGCAUUGGGUUAUCUGACCUUAGUGUUUGAUACAUCGUAAAGGGCCAUGAAGCCUCCGCAAUGCUUGACCCAUCAAAGCAGAAUUUCUUGUUAUUUCCUGUGAUUUUGUCCUGGCCUAAAUAACAAAUCAGCAAGCAGUCUUUUACACACUAAAAAAUAAACCUUUAGUCUGUUUGUUUGAGUCUCCAACUGGGCCUGAGGCAGCCCCUGGUACAGACUUGGCCUCAAUGAGUUUCUUAGUGUGAAGGGGACAUACCGGCAGGGAAAGAAGGUGAUGAUGUCUGUCACAGAGCCCAAGCCCUCGAUUCCUGUGCAGGUGAGAAUGGGGAGCGGGAUUGUGGCUGUUGAUGCCAAGACAGUACAGGGAGGCCUAUGUGGUGUCCCUCAUGGGACUACUGCCUAGACCAGUGGGCACUGAGCCUUUGGUGCUGUAAGAAGGUUAAACUCCCCUUAUUUCCAAGUUUGUAGAAAAUGUGAUUUAUACAUGGAUUCUCCUUUCAAUCAGCAUGGCUCUGUGAUCUUCUGUGCCAAAGACUUUGGGGUAAUAACUAGAAGUUAUCCACAUCAAAAUGUCCCCACAUGGAGAAUGAAGACUUUAGAAUGUCUAAUAGGCCCUCCACAUACCACAAUGUAACUCCAUGGCAUUCACAUGGUAAGAUCAAUAAGAAGAACAAAUAAAACUAACACUUUCCCAUAUGUGGAAAACUCAACAUCAAAUUCAGAAGUUUUUUUCCUGAGCUCCUAUUACAAAGCUUUGUGGAGAGCUAGUGAGUUCAGAAAAAUAGUGCAGACAAGAGGAAAAGGGGACAGAAGGCCCUUGGAUGAGCCAGGACUAUACCCAGAAAGAGAAAAUCUGCAUCCCAUAUGGAAAUCCUGAACAAGAGUCCUGGCAGAGCAAAGCUUUGACCAAGGGAAAGGGACACAAAAGCAUGAGGGACCCACAGCAUCCACCUUGGAAAAGGCUCUGUGUCUGAGCGAGAGGAGGGUAGAUGGGAAGGGGGAGCACUCUGGAUAAUGGGUGAUGAACAACAGAAAGGCAGCCGGAGAAAGUGUGGGGUGUGGCAGGACAACAGGAAUCCAGAAGGCUGGAUAAUACAAAUCCCUCAGCCCAUCCCCAAACACAAAAGCUAUACAUUAACGAGUCUGCAGUUGUAGAUCAUUUGCUAUAGGACUUUGCGUGUUCUUAGAUGUCUGUAUCUGUCUCUCACUGGAUAUCUGCAUCAAUGGACAAUGCAUGGGAACAUGAAUGAAAUAGUGACUCUUUCCACAAUUAAAAAAUUUCGAUUAAAAAUGUAUGUAGAACAUCUGUAUAGACCCAUAUGUCUGAUAUGUGUCCUCCCCAUCCAAAUUAGCAAAUUUAGAACAUUUUGCUUGUCUGACAAUUUCAUUUUGGUCAAAUGUGUAACAGCAUAUUGAAGUUAUGGGAAAUGACUCCAUGACUGGUCCCCAAAUGGACUGAAAUUAUGGAAACUAGGAAGCUGCAAAUAUUGUGGAAAUUGAGCCCUUAGGAAAGGAAUUGACCAAAUAUCUCUUUUUUCUCUUUAUAACCUUAUCUAUUAAGAUAGUUGAACUUUAUCUAUUUCAAUAGACCUGUUUAAAAAUGUCCAGCUGACUCAUGUUUCAAAGUGUACAUCUAAAAUACAAGAAUACGGGACCUUUGAAUAGAAAAUGAGACAAAUAGAGAAGGACAGGUUAUGCAAUAUGGAGCUGUGUCUAAAGGAGCCAUUGGUUUGAUGGAACUUGUACUUCCCCUGAGGAUUAAGCCCUCUUUCUUAGGUUCCUAGGAUUAUCCUAGGAUGGGUGAUGUCUCAGUCUGUCAUGCACACAAGAUCCUGUAGCCCCACCCUUUGGGCCUCACGGUUAUCAUGAAUGUCUUAAUUUGAUGCUAUGUAAAAUUCAGGCCCCAGAGGGGACCAUCUUGACAAAUAUAUUAGAAUUUCAAUGA